Penicillium brevicompactum is the source of this 735-nucleotide messenger RNA. Its product is annotated as putative cyclin-dependent protein kinase complex component. Gene Ontology annotation, biological process: regulation of cyclin-dependent protein serine/threonine kinase activity. NCBI's taxonomy places the organism in Eukaryota, Fungi, Ascomycota, Eurotiomycetes, Eurotiales, Aspergillaceae. The record is from RefSeq and is a predicted model, not a curated record. Gene Ontology annotation, molecular function: cyclin-dependent protein serine/threonine kinase regulator activity; protein kinase binding. Bases 1 to 735 code for a protein of 244 amino acids. Gene Ontology annotation, cellular component: nucleus; cyclin-dependent protein kinase holoenzyme complex. The transcript has a single exon.
AUGGCAGUCGCACAAACCAUCAUGUCCAAUGCAGAAGCCGAUCUCAGCCCAAAUGCCAGGCUCAAACUAGGCGCUGACCUCGAUGCUAAUUCGCCACCGUCCGCUGUCUUCGAUAUUUCACCCGAGACUGCUUUACACCUCCUAUGCACGAAUGUCGAGCGUCUAGCGGCGUUCUUUGCGGAGAAUCCCGCUGGCACAGACGAGGUGAAUUCUCACUGCUCCACGCCCCUCGAUGUCGACGAGGGCCAGGAUGGAGCGCUGGAAAUAGAGUCUGUGGGAUUGCAUGUUAAGGGGGAAGGGGAAACUGUUGAUCCUGCACGUGCGACGGGCGAGGCGAUUCAGAUGGCGAUUCUUGCGAAGAAGUUCCUUUCGAAGAAGAUCCCGCCUAUCUCGUUGCGGGAUUAUUUGCUUCGAUUGCAUAAAUAUUGCCCCAUGUCUACGGCGGUGUAUCUUGCGACUAGCGUCUACAUUUCUAAGAUGACUCUGGUGGAGAACGUCCUCAGAGUGAGCCCGAAGAACAUGCAUCGACUUGUUUUGGCUGGCGUGUGGGUUGCGAGCAAGGCUUUGGAGGACCUUAGCUAUGCUCAUAGCCGGGUUGCGAAAGUGGGAGGUGUGAGCGAGCUCGAGUUGUCCAAGCUGGAGAUCAGCUUUUGUUUCCUGGUGGACUUUGAGCUCCGAGUGGAUGAGCGCAUACUGAUGGAUGAAGCUUUGCGUCCUCAGUCCGACCUGAGAUGA